AUGUCAUCUACAUCGAAACCAAGUCAACCUAUUCUUGUUCUAGGAUUCGGUGUCAUCGGAUUGACAUCUGCAAUACGGCUCUUACAGGCCGGAUACCAUGUCGUUGCCGUUGGAGCCCAUCAACCAGGAGAUCCGUUGACCGCCAUCUAUGCAUCAACUGCGGCAGGAGCACAUCAUCUCUCGUUCGCUGCCGAUGAUGAUCUUCGUCAACAAGCGCUUGAUAAGCGAACGUUCGAUGUUAUGUGGAAGGAAGAGGCGGAAGAGGGCGAUUCAAGCGCCUUGAUGAAGCUUCGGCAAGUCGAAUUUUAUGGGUCGGCAGGCGUGAAGCAUAUCAAGUUUUACGAGUCGAUGCCAGACUUCCGCAUCUAUUCUCAAGAUGAACUGAAGCCAUAUGCUAAACACAGCGUUUCGUUCACGUCCCUUACGAUGGACACCUCUCCGUACCUGGCUAAACUCGUCAAGAUCUUCCACAGUCUUGGAGGCACCGUCCAUCGUGCCAUGCUCGCUUCUCUCCGUGACGCGUUAGAGUUCACAAAGCCACAGACGCCCCUCGCCAUCAUCAAUUGCACAGGCCUAGGAUCGCUUAAGCUGGGUGAUGUGUUGGAUGAGGAGAUGUACUCCGUUCGUGGCCAAGUUAUCGUUCUUGACGCUCCCUGGAUCAAGGAGGGUCGUACAAAGCAGAUGGGUGAUCUCGCAGGCGGAGAAGGCGGAGAUCGGACUUAUAUCAUCCCCCGGCGUAGUGGGCAGGUCAUCAUUGGUGGGACGAGAGAGGCGGAUGAUUGGAAUUACGACCCUGGCCCAGAAACCUCAUUGGAUAUCAAAAAAAGGGCCCUGGAAAUAUAUCCUGAACUCGUCCCGUCUCAUCUGCGCGUGGAAGGUCGCGCUCCUGUACCCGAGGACCUUGACUCUAUUGUUAUCAGGGAGGUCGUUGGCUUCCGGCCAGCGCGGAGAAGUGGUCUUCGGUUAGAGAGAGGGAAAGAUUUAAAGCUUGAUGGUGCAUCUAUUCCUCUGUUUCAUAAUAUCGGGCAUUCUGGGGCGGGAUGGCAGGCAAGUUGGGGAUGUGCGGAGGAGAUUGUUAAAUUGGUGGAUCAGGCAACGUCAUGA
This is a messenger RNA of Desarmillaria tabescens, 1104 nucleotides long. Its product is annotated as DAO-domain-containing protein. The record is from RefSeq and is a predicted model, not a curated record. Bases 1 to 1104 code for a protein of 367 amino acids. NCBI's taxonomy places the organism in Eukaryota, Fungi, Basidiomycota, Agaricomycetes, Agaricales, Physalacriaceae. Gene Ontology annotation, cellular component: cytoplasm. The transcript has 3 exons. Gene Ontology annotation, molecular function: FAD binding; D-amino-acid oxidase activity. Gene Ontology annotation, biological process: D-amino acid catabolic process.